GCACUGGAUACUGAUGAAAUCCAAUUUAAGAAUAAGGUUAUAGGAGAAAAUGACAUUACACUCCACUGUGUUGAUCAGAUUUAUGGAGGUUGGUGGAAUCGGUUCUGCUGACAAUGGCCAGUCCAUUUUGGUCUUGUGCUUUUUCCGGAGAAAUGAAGAACCCUGACAGUUCUCGUAGAGCCAGGGCCCCUGCUGACAGUUACUUAGAAGUGUUUGAUGAGAAAAAAAAAACUCUCUUUGGACAACUGAAGAAAUACCCUGAGAAACUCAUCAUCCACUGCAAAGACCUCCGGGUGUUCCACUUUUGUCUGAGGUACACAAAAGAAGAGGAAGUCAAAAGGAUUGUCAGUGGCAUAAUUCAUCAUACCCUGGCUCCUAAACUGCUUAAACGAUUGUUUCUGUUUUCCUACGCAACUGCUGUACAAAACCACACAGCCACCGAUCCCAAGAACCACACCGUAAUGUUUGACACACUUGAGGACUGGUGCUGGGAAUUAGAGCGGACCAAAGGCAGCAUGAAGUACAAAGCCGUGAGUGUCAACGAAGGCUACAAGGUCUGCGAAAGGUUGCCAGCAUACUUUGUUGUCCCCACUCCUCUUUCUGAAGAGAAUGUGUCACGCUUUCAGGGUCACGGCAUACCAAUAUGGUGUUGGUCCUGCCACAAUGGAUGUGCCCUUUUGAAAAUGUCGGCACUGCCCAAAGAACAGGAUGAUGGCAUUUUACAAAUCCAAAAGAGCUUCUUGGAUGGAAUUUACAGGAUCAUCCACAGGCCACCUUAUGAAAUUGUCAAAACUGAAGACCUGUCAAGCAACUUCCUGUCCCUGCAGGACAUCCAGACUGCAUACUGUAAAUUUAAACAGCUGUUUCUGAUAGAUAACAGUACCGAAUUUUGGGACACAGAUAUAAAAUGGUUUUCUCUGUUGGAAAGUAGCAGCUGGCUUGACAUAAUCAGACGUUGCCUGAAAAAAGCAAUAGAGAUUAUAGAAUGUCUAGAAGCACAAAACAUGAACGUUCUUCUUUUAGAGGAGAACGCUUCCGACCUCUGCUGCCUCGUUUCCUCUCUGGUGCAAGUGAUGAUGGACCCGCACUGCAGAACCAGGGCUGGUUUCCAGAGCCUCGUCCAGAAGGAGUGGAUCAUGGGUGGUCACUGCUUCCUGGAUCGCUGUAACCAUCUGCGUCAGAGUGACAAGGAGGAGGUGCCUGUGUUCCUGCUUUUCUUAGAUUGUGUCUGGCAGCUGGUACACCAGUAUCCCCCAGCAUUUGAAUUCACGGAGACUUACCUGACUGUUCUGUCCGAUAGCCUGUACAUACCUAUUUUUAGCACCUUCUUCUUCAAUUCGCCUCAUCAGAAAGAUACUAACAUGGGGAGGGAAAGCCCAGAUACACAAAGCAAACCUUUGAAUCUGCUCACCGUGUGGGAUUGGUCUGUGCAGUUUGAACCCAAAGCCCAGACGCUGCUCAAAAACCCUCUUUAUGUGGAAAAGCCAAAACUGGACAAAGGCCAGCGGAAAGGAAUGCGUUGCAAACAUCAACGACACCUUUCUUUGCCACUCACCCAAUCUAAGUCAUCUCCCAAAAGAGGAUUUUUCAGGGAAGAAACAGAUCACUUAAUUAAAAAUCUUCUGGGCAAGAGAAUUAGCAAACUAAUUAAUUCUUCUGAUGAGCUGCAAGACAACUUCCGAGAGUUCUAUGAAGGCUGGCACAGCAAACCCACUGACUACCACGGCCUGUUGUUGCCUCACGUUGAGGGGCCAGAAAUCAAAGUCUGGGCCCAGCGUUACUUGCGUUGGAUUCCAGAAGCCCAAAUCCUGGGUGGUGGCACCGUGGCCACCAUGAGCAAACUCUUGGAAAUGAUGGAGGAAGUACAGAGCUUACAAGAGAAAAUCGAGGAGAGACACCACCGCCAGGAGGCCCUCCAGGCAGAGGCGCCCUCCCUGCUGAGGAACUCUGCCCGCCUGUCCUCUUUGUUUCCUUUCGCGUUGCUGCAGCGACAUUCCUCCAAGCCGGUCUUGCCCAUCAGUGGUUGGAAAGCUUUGGGAGAUGAAGAAGAUCUGGCCAAACGAGAAGAUGAGUUUGUGGAUCUGGGAGAUGUGUGACUUUUCCGGUGAUUGUGAACAAGGAAGUUUUCAGAUUGGGACAGGAGGCAAACACACUGACCUCUGGACUGGUGUGUCACGCUGAAGCUUUCCGCUGGGAGGGAGGGCCAUUAACCAGUGCUCUGUAGGAGGAAACCUGGGCCUUCAGGAAAAGAGCUGGUUCUCAUUUAUUUUUCCCCAAGGCCCUAAAAGACUAUGCAAUUAAAACCAUAUCUCUAGUAUUAUUAAUUGAAAGGAAUUACUACUUGACCCGUCAUGGAAUUGCCACUGUUAUCUGAUGCAUAAGUAUUAUACAGAACCUGCAGUAGCUGGUUUACUACUACAAAGGGCUUUGGUAAGAUAUGCUCGGACUCGAUCCUUUCUUCAGGUCCUUUCUAUGCCAAGAUCAUUGAUCCAGUUGGGAAUAGUCGGUGUCUCCCUAACCCAUCUCAGUUCGGGCAAGUUCAGCUUUAUGUGACGCGUGUGUGGCAAAUUGAAAGAUGCAGAUAGAGGUAGUAAGAUGUAUGGCAUUCAUUUAAACAAACCACGGCAUUUUUUCCUGUCUGCAUCCUCUUGCCGGUAGAAAACCUGGAGAAAUUCCACCCGUGUCACCCCUCCUGACGUUUCAGACCAUCCUCCCUCCUGCACAGAUGGGUCACUCUGGGGGGGUGCCGGGCUAGCCAGCCACACCGCCCUUCCUCGUGUGCUGUAACCUCCAGGUCUCCGCCGGCUCCGUACCAGUCACCAGUGUCUCCCCACGCCAUCCGUCUCGUGCACACAGUCCCAGGAUCCUGCUGCUAAACCUGUUGGUUAAACUGGGGGGCUCUCUUUGGUCUGCCCAUAGGAGCUUCCGUUCUUCUGGAGGCUCUCCGUGUCUGCAAGGAAUUGCUUUGCCUUUUUCUAGUAGCGAGCCAAGGCCUAGAAGCGUCUGUGACCCGGGUCCCCUGCUGCGGCCCCUGGAAACCCUCAGAGGGUUUCCCUGCUUUCUCUGUCACCUGACACACUGGUGAACAUCACUUUUGAAUGUGGCUUUCACAGGGAAUCAGGCAUAAAUGUCAGAAUUGGUGGUUAUCAUACAGUACCUCAGAGAUUUAAAAAGCCAUAAAAGAAGAAACUUGACUAUGCCUGGUAACCUUGGUCUGCUGUCUAAAUGAUCUAUAUUUUUAAAUGCAGGAAAAGUAUACUUCUUAAGGACCAGUUUUUUCAUUCUCAGUGGAACCCUGUCAAAUCCCACAAAGGAAAGGGGGAGAAAAAAAUCUAAUGUUAGAAUGUUUCAAAUCAAAUGUUUGCCUUUUAUAUACAUUUGUUCUCCACUCUAGAGCCCAAUUUGACAAUUACAUGUUUAGGAAAACUUUCAGUUGCUCAAGGGCGAUAAGAAACUUUGAAACUGUUGACAAAGUUUUCUUAGUUUGCACUGAAUCUCCUACGUACGAGAAAUUGCUUUGCACGGGAAAUUGCUGUGCGGUUCUCUCAUUCCAUGUUGACACGAGCCAGCUUGGUCUCUCUGAGGGGAGGGCAGCACUCAUGCUUUGGGGGCCAGACACAUGUCCAGCCUCGGUUGCCUUAAGAGUCUCACUAGCGAGGUCAGUGUUAGGCUUGCAAUAGGGAUUUUUUAAAAAUACACUAGUUCACUAGCUACCUUCACAUACGUUCUGUGGGUUUUCUUCAACUAGCACUAACCUCCACUUACUUCUCUGCCCAUUGCCUCCCACGUACACUAUGGAGCUAUUUUUGUUACCAUAUUAUAUCAUGAAUAUUUAUACAAUAGCCUUUUCAGUCUUAGGAUCUUAGUAAUGUUCAUUCCAGAAAUGCCCGGUGUGAUGCUUUACACUCCAUAAAGUAUGGUUUAAAGGCACAAGGUCUAAAGGUCAUGGCCCUUGUCAUAGCAGUUGAAUGUGCAUUGAAAUAUUUUUCUAUAGUUUAAAAAAAAAAAUCACCGUAGAAAAAUAAGCUGUUAUAACAUGGAAGGUCAUGACAAUUUAUGUAUUUAUAUUUGAAAUCAGAUUUCUAUAAACUUGUAUUUGUGUACAGAAUUCUCCGUGGGUUUAUAUAUUGUGACUUUUUUAUUCAAGAUUGAAAUGUGGAUUAUGCUUAACGGUAAAAGCUGAAAUGAGACCAUUUACUUUAAAAUGCUGCACUGUGCAAGUUUGGAAAUGUACAUUAAUUUACUGUAUAUAAUAUCGAGUUUGUUUAUACCUCCAAGUUUUUACACUGAAGAUAAAUUAGCUUUAAUUACAUUCAAAACUUUUUUUUUUUUAAGGGAAUAAGCUGUUGGGCUAAAUCUGUAUAAGUGUGCUUUUUAUUUUCUGGAUGUACAAUGGAAGUUUAUACUUGUAUCUCACUGCAUCAUAUCUGAUCGCAGAAAUUAAAGCACAAUU
This is a messenger RNA of Rhinolophus ferrumequinum (greater horseshoe bat), 4453 nucleotides long. RefSeq names its product myotubularin related protein 12 (gene MTMR12). Lineage: Eukaryota; Metazoa; Chordata; Mammalia; Chiroptera; Rhinolophidae. The coding region runs from base 114 to 2096 and encodes 660 amino acids. The record is from RefSeq and is a predicted model, not a curated record. The transcript has 15 exons.